Messenger RNA from Mitosporidium daphniae, 1083 nucleotides. RefSeq lists its product as uncharacterized. Lineage: Eukaryota; Fungi; Microsporidia. The transcript is spliced from 2 exons. The coding region runs from base 1 to 1083 and encodes 360 amino acids. Gene Ontology annotation, cellular component: membrane. Gene Ontology annotation, biological process: vesicle-mediated transport. The record is from RefSeq and is a predicted model, not a curated record.
AUGGACCGGUCACGCGAGUUCCACUCGCUGCUUGUGAUGGCAAGGAACAGCGUGGUUGCCGUUGAAGCAAUAUAUCCGGUGGAACGUAGCUAUGAUCAUAUCCACGCCCAGUUCCAGUCACUCAGCACUAAAAUCCGUGCUGAGAUCACGGAGGCACGUCGCAUGCUGUUGACACUGAAUUGUGAAUAUCCUGCGCCCGCAGCAUGGCACUCUGAUAUUCCUCUCGCGCCAACACAGCUCAUGCCAUCUAGUAUUUUAAAUUGUCAACCUUCUUUUUCACUUGACGCAAUCAAGGCGCUGGCGACAAAUGUUACCAAGGAGAUUCAGCAUUUGAAAUCGUUUCAAUACUCCGUUGCGGCGAUGAAUGGCAUCCCUGCUUCAUAUGCAGAGCACACCCUCCUUGUCUGCAAAUUUUUAGAAAACUGCUGCAGAUCGCUUGCCGAUCAAUUUGAGAAGAUCUUGCGCCGCGAAAAAAGCUUUGGUUCCCAACCAACCAUCUCCGAGGCACCGGCGGGUGUGCAGCAAAUGAGCCAAUUGCCAAUGACUUCUCAAUUGACAGCCUCAAAUCCAGCGAAUAUACAAUCGGCCACUCAGUUGGAAGCUGUAUCGCUCCGCUUGGCCCCUCAAAGAUACGCUGCUGGACAAACCACAUACACCUCCGCCUAUCCAUCUGCGCUACGCGGGCGCUAUCUCACCGGUACUGAUAUUCACUCUGCAUAUGAAGACGUAUCUGCUUGUGCAUAUUCGUCGGCUUCUAAGAUGGCUCUUCACCAGGCCCCUGCUUCGGCCAGCAGUGGCCGGUUGGAAAGUAUAGAAUCUACUGUCCAUGAGCUGGGCACCAUUUUCCAACAGUUGGUCCAGCUUGUGUCUCUUCAAGGAGAAACCAUUCAACGCUUUUUCGCAUGCCGAUGUUGCCCAGCACGAGCUGUACCGCUUCUGGCAGAGCGAAAGCAGACACCGCUCCGCCAUUUUAAAGGCAUUCGGUCUGCUGGCCCUGGUCGCGCUAUUCGUCUUUUUCUUUGUUGUGUAAAUAGGCGCCCCUUGAUCGUUUUGUUUAUUCCGUUAUUUGCCGCACGCUUAUGA